AGUGGCUGAAUUAAAGUGAAGCACUAGCUAACCAAACCAGUGGGUACUCAUUACUGGUAAUGACCGACUAACUAAAGAGUACUCGUUACUGGUAAUGUACUUUAAUGACCGACUAAAGAAUACUCAUUACUGCUAAUUGUGACCUAGGAAGAUGGAGCGGCAGUGGAGUAGUGAAUCUGCUGGGAAUGUGAUGGAGCGGCAGUGGAGUAGUGAAUCUGCUGGAAAUGUGAUGGAGCGGCAGUGGAGUAGUGAAUCUGCUGGAAAUGUGAUGUCUUCGUCUUCCCCAUCACACUCACGUAAUGGAGGACAUGCUCGCUCAUCUUCCCUCACCGGAAUUUCCACCAUUAAAAGAACUCAGAAUGUUGCUGCUAAAGCCGCUGCUCAACGCCUCGCCCAAGUCAUGGCUUCUCACACUGCCGAUGACGACGAUGACGAUGACGAUGAUCUAGGAUUUCGCUACAGUGCUCCUCCUCCUCUCGCUCUCUCCAGGAAAUCCGCCACCACCACUACUCAUACUCAUAGAUCUCCAUCUCAUAAGUUAACUCAGAACCGUCUAGAAGAACGGCCAUCAGUAGCAUCUAAUAAUAGUAAUAGACCACCGCUGAACCUCAGGAUUCCACCUCCUGAUCUGCCAAUACACCCUUCCAUUAAUAACACUAAGCCCAAAGAUAAAAGAUUUCCCUUUCAUAAUGGACCCAUUCAACCAAACGAUGCCUCCGCUCUUCGUGAUGAGCUCGAUGUGCUUAGGGAAGAGAAUCAAAGUAUUUUUGACAAGCUUAGACUUGAGGAAGAGAGAUGCAAGGAAGCAGAGGCCAGAGUUAAGGAGCUUGAGAAACAGGUCGCUUCCCUUGGAGAAGGAGUAUCUUUGGAAGCUAAACUCUUGAGCAGAAAGGAAGCAGCAUUACGUCAAAGAGAGGCCGUACUGAAAAAUUCCAGAGAGUCAAAGGAUGGGGUUGAUAAGGAAAUCACAUCUCUACAGACAGAAGUUGAGCAUGCAAAAGUAGAGACUGAAGCCACAGUGAAACAGCUGAAUGGAACUGAAUCCGAAGUGAAAACUCUCCGAUCAAUGACGCAAAGAAUGGUAUUAACUCAGAAAGAAAUGGAGGAAGUUGUUCUUAAGAGGUGUUGGCUAGCUCGUUAUUGGGGUUUAGCCACAAAAUAUGGUAUCUGUGCAGAUGUUGCAGUUUCAAAGUAUGAACUUUGGUCAUCCUUAGCUCCUCUUCCAUUUGAGAUUGUUGUUUCUGCAGGACAAAAGGCCAAGGAGGAAUCCUGGGAAAAAGGCGAUGAUGCGACAGAGAAGAGGAGCAAUCUUGUUCCAGACUUGAAUGAUCUUACUGGAGAAGGAAAUAUUGAAAGUAUGCUUUCGGUUGAAAUGGGACUAAAGGAGCUUGCUUCUUUAAAGGUUGAGGAUGCUAUUGUGCAAGCAUUAGCCCAACAACGGCGUCCAAGUCCAAAUUCUGCUCGACAACUAGUAUUAGAUAUUAAAUCACCAGGGGAUCCUAAGUUUAUGGAAGCAUUUGAGCUGAGUCCAGAGGAAUCUGAGGAUGUUCUUUUCAAGGAGGCCUGGCUGACUUAUUUUUGGAGAAGAGCCAAGGCUCAUGGUAUAGAGGAGGACGUCGCCAAAGAACGCCUUCUAUUUUGGAUUGGUCGAAGUAGGCAUUCACCUACUUCGCACGACGCCGUUGAUGUGGAGCAAGGGCUUUUGGAGUUGCGGAAAUUGGGGAUUGAACAUAGACUUUGGGAAGGAUCCAGAAAAGAAGUUGACGAGGAGGACUUGAGUAUUGCAUCGAAGAUUGUGGUUGAGACAUUUUCCAUGUCCAGAGUAUGAAUUGUGAAUUUCAUUUUUCCUUGUGGAAUCCAUUACACUGUUCAAGUGAGAUUAAUCACACCGACUGCAGCUCUUGGUAACUGUUAUAAUAGCUGAAUUGAUUUUAGAAAGUGAUGAAAUUGUAGCCCUUCGGAGAAUGUUUUUCCUCUUGGAAUAGCACAAAUAAUAGUAGUUGAUAAACCUAUUAAAAUAAUUGUUCAUCAAAAGGGAAAAGUUUUGCUGUUAGUUGGAAAAGCGCAAGUUUGUUUUUAAAAUAAU
Molecule: messenger RNA, 2086 nt
Organism: Vicia villosa (hairy vetch)
Lineage: Eukaryota; Viridiplantae; Streptophyta; Magnoliopsida; Fabales; Fabaceae
Product: coiled-coil domain-containing protein SCD2-like
Exons: 17
Coding region: 152-1828 (558 amino acids)
Biological process (GO): cytokinesis by cell plate formation
Source: RefSeq, a predicted model, not a curated record